Messenger RNA from Venturia canescens, 8209 nucleotides. It is a transcript of the gene Hmt4-20, whose product is annotated as Histone methyltransferase 4-20. Bases 507 to 4211 code for a protein of 1234 amino acids. The transcript has 9 exons. Gene Ontology annotation, molecular function: histone H4K20 methyltransferase activity; protein binding. Gene Ontology annotation, cellular component: nucleus. The record is from RefSeq and is a predicted model, not a curated record. Lineage: Eukaryota; Metazoa; Arthropoda; Insecta; Hymenoptera; Ichneumonidae.
CAUCUCAUAUAUACGCAUGACGUACGCGAGACAUCGUGUACGUCUUGCUACGAGAGCGCAAAACUACCAUUCGCGUCAUAAUUAAUAUAAAAUAAAUCUCCGUGCAACUGACGUACAAACAAUAUAUUUCUAAGUGUUUCUCUGUUGAAGUUUGUCUCUGCAAAAUAGAUCUUGGGAACGCUGUGAAAAUCUAAAAAAAGUUCGUGUAUAGUUUGUGUGAGUGUAUAUAUGUAUCUAUGUGUGUGUGUGUCUCGAGAUCUCUGCCAUGAUAGAUCGGAACGCGUCCUCUUUCGAGACACCAAAAAGUCAAAGUGUAUUCGAUAAAGAAACAAAAAAUAAUGGGAAUAAUACGUUUUGAGGAGCGGCACUUUACGAUCGGUUCUUUGCAACGUUCAAGAGUCCUCUGUCAUCCAUGAUUCUUCGAUGAAGCUCCAGUUAUUGCUCUACCAGCACAUUUGCCUAAUAUUGGAUUUUUUAUUUCAAAGCGUGAGCUGAAGCAUUGCAGAAUGGUGGUGGAUUGCCUGUCGGUCCAGGGGUCCGCGGCUGUAGCGAGGAAGCAAGAGAGGAGAAUCGGAGGUGGAGCUGUAGGCGCUAGAAUGCACACGAAUGGUGGCAGCGCCAGCAGCGGAGGAGGAGGAGGAGGAGGAGGCGGCGGCGGCAUGACCCCCAAGGAGCUCUGUGACAAUGACGAUCUGGCAACUUCUCUUGUUCUCGAUCCUUUUUUGGGUUUCACAACUCAUAAAAUGAACAUCAGGUAUCGACCGUUGAAAGCUAACAAGGACGACCUUCGUAAGGUCAUCACGGAUUUUGUACAAACACAGAAUUAUGAGAAAGCGUACAAGAAACUGAUGGGUGGUGAUUGGGGUGCACGUUUGCCCCACACCAAGUUGAAACAGCAACAAAUCAAUCUGGAGAAGCACGUUUAUCGAUACUUGAGAGUUUUCGACAAGGACUCGGGUUUUGCGUUGGAACCGUGUUACAGGUAUUCUCUGGAAGGUCAAAAAGGUGCGAAAAUAUGCGCAACACGAAAAUGGCUAAAGCACGAUAAGAUUCCUUGUUUAGUGGGUUGUAUAGCGGAACUCAGCGAAAAGGAGGAAGCGGCGCUUCUGCAUCCUGGAAAAAACGAUUUUUCGGUUAUGUUCAGUUGCAGAAAGAACUGCGCUCAGCUCUGGCUCGGUCCUGCUGCUUUCAUCAAUCACGAUUGCCGGGCUAACUGCAAGUUCGUAGCAACGGGGCGUGAUACCGCUUGCGUCAAGGUUCUUCGCGACAUUGAAGUGGGUGAGGAAAUCACCUGUUUCUAUGGUGAGGAUUUCUUUGGCGAUGGUAACUGUUUCUGCGAAUGCGAGACGUGUGAGAGAAGAGGAACUGGAGCGUUUGCCAGCCAAAAACCCGGCGACGAACUCUCCACAGGUUAUCGUCUAAGGGAAACGGACAAUCGUAUAAAUCGAACUAAGCAUCGUCAACAGCCGCCAAGCCACGGAAGCAAUAAGCAACAAGCCGAUGGUGCGUUGAACGAGAGAAAUGCGCUGCUCGUUGGUAACGCGGCAGUAGCUCCGCAAUCUCUAAGCAUGAAAGAGCUUCGUCGAAAGGGGCUUACGAAAUACGAUGCGGAGCUUCUAAUAGCGCAAGGAUGUCGUUUUUCGGACAUAGCCCAGCAACAGCAGCAACAACAACAACAACAACAGCAACAACAACAACAACAGCAACAACCAUCUGGCCCUGAAGACGGUACGAACGCUUCGGGCCAAACAAACUCGCGAUCUCAUCCGUCCUCAAUCGUUGGUUCAACGUCCACGAGAAAUCUCCGCAAUAAACAGCAUAACGUUAAAAACGAUAGGAGCGUUAACAAUAACAAUAACAACAACAGCAUCAAAUACGGUAAUGGAAAAAAUGGCCAGAGUUUGAGAGCCUCGAGGCUUCAAAAAAGAACGGAAACGAAAAAAACCCGUGCCAGUGAAGACGACAAUAGUACACCGAUCGGAAAUUCCAUGGAUACAGACAGAGAAUCAUCAGAAUCAAAUCAUCGGAAAGACGAUUCGGAUAGAGUAGCUAUGGACGAGGAUAGCUCGUUUUCCUUUUCCGAAAAGCCACGUUUGCAAGAGGAUUCCAAGGAAAAUACGAGGGGAGUUACUCAAUUCACGGAUCCCCGUUCCUCGAGCGUCAACGAGACUGGCCUCGUUAUAACAAACAAAGAAAGAAUAUGCCAGGUCUUCGUUAAAGAGAGACGAGACGGUUCGGUGGAUGCGGAUGAUGCUGUUGGUGCGGACGAUCCAUUGAAAAUGGAAGUUAACGACAACACCAGUUCGGACAAGGAAACCUUGCGUAGGGGCGUCUCGAGUCACGAAAGAAAAACACACAAUGCAACGAACUCCCGACCCCCGGGCACGGUUAGAUCGAAAACUCACGAAAUUUCAAGCAAACACACAGAACCGUUGGAACCUCGAGAAACAAACCGUACCAAGGACGUUCACGCUUCGACUUUAUGUCUCAUCAACGAGAAAGACGACUGGAGUCAAAACACGCCGAAAUUGAGCGAUGCUUCGGUCGAUUUUGCGACACUGUCCGUGGCUUCGGGUGAAAAAGAGAAUCGAAAACUGUUGCAAACAGUUGUCGAUUCUCGAGAUAUGGAGCAUAGAAAAUCACCGGCUCACGGAGAGACGCCAAGAAAGUCAAGCUUUCGGGAGGUCGAGGCACGGAUAGCUACCUCGCAUACCGACAAAUCGAGCGAAGCUUUUUUUCGCUUGAAUCCAGGAAAACUUCACGUCCCCAUUGAAUCCAUGGGAAAAGGUAUUAGAAGGAAACUGGAGAAUACAAAAGGUGACAUUUCUAGUGAACCGUUGAACGAUGACAUGUUCGGAAUCGAACCUUUAGAAAACGACGGUUCCGGGAACCCGAAUAAUGCUAAUAUCGAGAAAAAUUGUUUGCCGAGUAAUCGCGAAGGGACACAGUGCGAAGAAAGCGAAAGCUUCAAGUCGUUUGGCCCACAAGUUAACACUGAAAUUCUUGAGACUGAAGAGAUCGCCGGUGAAAAUGUUACAAUGGAACUCGUGCCGAAUUCUCAGGAAUACAAUUCACAUGAGAACGUCAAAGAACAAAUAAAUUAUGCAACGAAUGCUCUGGAAUACAGAGAAAAUGAUGAAAUCGUCGAGAUUAAUCAGAGUACAACAAUCAUCCAGCCUCAGGACGAAUGCUUCGAUCCUGCGAGCCAUCACAAAUCCGAAGACAGUAGAUCACUCACACUGAAAAGAUCGUCGGACGGAACGAUAGAAAAAAUCUCUAAUUCGUCAUCGAGAUCACGCAGACGGAGCAAGAAACACGGUGGUGAAGGUGGACGAAAAUCGAGACGCGAAAAAGUCGUUGCAAUCUUGGAAAACGGUGAGAUUGAAACCAGGACCGAAUCGAGCUCUCGAAGCCACAGCAAAGUAUCCAAAGCCCAUGGAAGACUGACGCGCAGCCAGCGAAGAGGAAAACAAAAAAACUUGUCCGAUACAACCAACGAGCCCCUUGUCGUUGGGGCUGCUGACGAUGAUUCUGGUAUCCAAGGCGACAUUUAUGAAUUCAACGAGAAGGAAAGCAAUCUCGAAGACGUUGGCUUACCAUCAUCCAUACGUCGUAACAAGUACGAUAAUGGAGACACCGAUACUCCGGAAUCUCGGUUACUGGAACGUUGCAAUGAAUUUCCAAAAAUUGAACCUCCCGUACUUGAGCCUGAAGUACCUUGGCCAUCCAACACUCAAAAUAGAAUCAACGAUCCUGAUGAUCACAGAAAAACGCCCGAAAACUUGACUCAGUCUCAGGAAAAUCAUGAUAGAUGCAACGUAAAAGAAACGAGCAGUCCGAGGAAACCGUCGGCAAUUCCGACUUAUCAGUGGCAGACGACAGAGCCGUCGUGUCAGGUGUGUCCUGCAACGCCAGAACGACCAGGUGGACGAUUAAAAUUAACUCUGCGGAUGAAGCGUUCACCGGUUUUGGACGACGUCGUUGAAUCGGGCACGAGUUUAAGCGAGGACAGUUACGAGCCGGAAUACGAGGUGUUGAGAGUGGAGGGAGUGGAGCAAGAGACAAGACGUCGUAAAAAGCACAAAACUCGAGAUCGUGAGAGGCGACACAAGAGGCGAGAAUUGAAUCUUGAUCCUCCGCCGUUGCCGAUGAAGAGGUUACGACUGAUAUUCGGCAACGAGACACACACUAUCGAUUUGCCCCACUCUUAACGAAUAUAAUUUCGAAAGUUUUGUUGCAAUUACGAUUGAUCCAACUAUCGACAGUUUCAAAGCGAGCGUAUAUACAUUUGUAUGGUAUAUAUAAACACAUAGGUAGUGACGUAAGCGUUGAUACGUUGGAAAAUAUCGAGGAAAAAACCUCGAGAACUUCUGCGUGGCGGAAAAUAAAGAAACGAGCAGGACGAAAGCUCGAGCUUUCCCGCAUUCGAAACAAUAUUUUGCCGCCUCGAUGACAAGCGCAUCGGAAUCAACCCGGUGGGCCGCUGACAAAGGAAUCGUUACGGUUACGAACUCUAUUCGAAUAAGGAAAGAAUCGUCAAAACAAAUAAAACUCGAUUCACAUGAUAUCGAAUUGAGGAGAGCAAAUGCGAAACAGAAACAAUGGAAUUUAGACAAAUACCUUAGCUAGCGCGUAUUAAUUGUAACGUGGGAGAGACGACAACAAUGACUUUGUGCGCGAUUGCGAUAUCACGACAUGAGGAGAAGAAAAGUAAUAUACGCUCUGGUGAAUGAUUGUAAAUAACGAGUGUGACGUAUGAACGGAAUUAUCGCGGGCGUCUACCAAGUCCAUCGCGACAUUGGGAUGGAAAAGGGAAGAUUUUGAGCACGGAUUAUGUAUAUCCAUUCAUAAUAUACAUAACUCUGAUAACAGAAUUCGUUAUUCGGCGAGUUUCGACAGUCCUUGAGAUCUCGUGAUGUUACAGGCUGUCUAACGAUCUGAAAUUACAUUUUCCAUUAUCUCAAUCAAUUUUUAACACGAUAUUCGCAAUGUCAUGAAUUAUUAGGACGUUGACACGGUUUAAAAUUUUAGUCAAAUCAUCGAACCUCGUGCUAAUAUGGAUGAUACGAUUUUUUGACUUGUUUCCUCGACAGGUCGGAGCGGUAGACGAGUCAAAUCCAACAUGGAGCGAGGAAAGAUGAAAGUUCAUUUUAAAAUCAUAUUUGCUGAAGAUUUCAAGUAUUUUGUCUUUGCGAGGAUCGCGAGAGAAAAGUGAUUGAUUAAUCGGUAGAAAAGGCUUAAAUAUCACGAUAUUUUGGUCGUCGAGAAUUAGAGACUCCGAAUAUAUCUAAUGGGGAAUGAACUUCGUUAGAGUUAUAAAAUUUGUAAAAAAAACUACGAAAUCUCCAAAGUCGUUAACUUCGACAAUUUUAAUCGUAUAAUCGGCUAAUUAUUUCGUGAAUUAAAUGUCAAAUACUGCAAUUCGGAUCUGCAUUCUAUAAACUUUUAAUCGUCAGAUAAUGAAAUUUUUUUCACAAAACAAAAAUAAGUAAUUCAAUUUGAAAAUUCGAUUAUAUAAUGAAAAAAUAAAUAAACAAAAAAUACAAUCUGAACGACAGUCGUCCGUAAAUUUUUCCGGAAUAUUUCUGCCUCGCGGAAGUUUGGCUACUGCGGCAAAUAUGUGUGUCCGAGGUAUAAACAUUCGUAUGUACUCGCAAGUAAUAACGGGAAUGAAAAUUCGAGCUUCGACCGAAUACACUCGGAUUCUUCGCGGCAAUCUUCCCUCGCCCGUGCAAUAGAAUAAAUGAUAACCAUAAAAGUUGAUAAAUAUUGCGGUAAAACGAAGAUUUAACGAGAGGAAGGAGAGAAAAUAAAAAGCGAUCGAUGCGAAGUGCGAUGUAAAAAGGAUCCUAGGACAAUGCCAUUACCUAAUAAAAACGUAAACGUUUUUCCUAGGAGGUUGAGUCGAUGGCCGAGUCUCCUGACGAGAAACAACAGAAAAAUACAAAAAAAAAAACAUAAAAAUUGAAAAGAAAAAAAUUCAUAAUAAACAGAAAGGAUACCGUUUGUGAUAUAAACUAUAUUGUACCAUCUAAUAUCUUUUUUUCGAUAUUAUAUAAGCAGAAUAUUGAAGAAAAAAAAGGAACGUAGUUAUUCACUUUGCCAGGGUGUUUUUUCGAGAACCGUUUCGUUCAUACACAGCGUCAAAGAGAGACGAUUAUGGAAUAAUGAAAAUUGAGGAAAAAAAAAAGAGAAAAAGGAUGAAUAGGAAUCUCGAGGCGUAACGUACAUCACUCCGUGCGAUUGCCAAAGUAGUUGCUUAGAACUUUUCAUGCUCGAGAGACCCCCGAUACUUGUAAGAUCUUGGAGCGAGGAACGGAGACGAGGAACGUUCCCCACCGCCCGCGAGGUCACUGAUUUCAACGAAAAAACCCCUUAGAAUUUAUGAUUUUUUGUUUUUUCUUUCGAAAAUUACGAUUACGGAGGCUACUACGAGGGGGGAGGGAAAUAUUGACGUAAGGCUUGUCGCGGCCACGACAAAACUCGCGUCGCACCCUCUCGAGCGAGAUCUAAAACGUAAAACGUGAAUUAAGGAUAUUGGCGCAUGUCUCUCGGCCAGGAAUUUCGAUUGCAUCGGAACUACGUAACUUUAAAAUUGAGAAUUAACUUUAUGUUAUUUAGCCAUUCUUGAACGUUUGCCAAUGUUGAUUUUCGUCGAUAUUGUUUUCGAUAAAUGGCAUCGACAGCGAACCAUCGACUCUUGUCGUUCCAACCGAAUACACCAUUCGACGAAUGAUCGGAUUAUUUUUUUUCUUACAAAAUGUCGGUCGAACGAUUUAUCGAAUUUACAUCAACCUCCAAACAAUGAUCUCUCUCUCUCUCUCUCUCAUUUCUUUUUUCAUCUUUCAAAAUGUUUCGAAACGCUCACUCGAAAACUGCAAACGUUGCACUAGUCUUCGUCAACUGUCUCCGUUCCCGGAGUCAAUAAAGGGUUGAAGAAAAAAUAUAAAUGCUCCGGAAAAAUGGAAUAAUGGUUUAGCAAACGGCCAAAUGUUCGUUUGUUUUCAUUUUAUACGAGAAAAAAUCAUCUGAUUAUUCGUCAAACCUCUUUUCUUCUUUUUAUCAAUUUGUUUAUAACUCGUUGACAUUCUUAUUAUGUAAAUGAUUGUUCAUAACGUCUUGAGGCGAUCUGUAAGUUGAAUAUCCUGUCCCGUUUUACUCUCGGCACAGUUGAAUAUCGGAGGAAAUAAAAGUAACCUUUCGCCCUUUAUUCGUUGAAGAACUUUUCUAAUAUCAAAUUUCCUCGAAUUAUUGAGUUGUGACGAGAAAAAAUGGUACUUGGCUUUUCAGAUUUGUUGUAAAUCACCGAAUACUGUAUUUUUAAUGGUGUGAAACGAAUGGCACGAAUACAUGUGCAAUUUAUCCUUAAAGAAGGGCGAGAAAAGUGUUAGGAAAAAGCUAAAGAAACUUGUGAUCGCAUAACUCUGUCGUUAGAGUAUAUCGCGCGCUUAUUUUUAUUCCUUCGUUCGUUUUUUGUCUGUUUUCGAUCGGUAGAUUUUUCUGUCACUGCCAUUAGAUGAAAUUUACUUGUUAAUUGUUCAUUCUUCGCGCUUAUUACAACACCAGUUUAAAGAAAUACAGAAAAAACACAAGUGAAACAAGAAUUUUAAAUCGUCGAUUAUUUAAUAACGAAAGAGACGAGAAAAUAAACUUCGAACGGGCUGAAUUUCGCAGAUCCAAUGUAUUUGUAUCGUAGCGUUUCAUCCACGACCUCUGGACGUGCUCGUUCAAUGCACUCAUUUAUUCAUUCACGUCUUUGUCGUUGUUUUCUCGUGUUUUUUUUUUUUUUUUUUUUUUUUUUUUGUAGCGGUUCAGCUUCUACGUAACAGAAAGCGAAAUAUGGAGGAUGGAGGAAGAAAGGUAGAGAGGAAAAUCUCUCACGAGACGUACGUGAAUUUUAUUUCAGGCUCGCAGAAGCUUACGACGACCACCCGAAUGCUUACUAUCAAUGUAAUUUGUAUGUGCGAUACGUUCGACGAUCUUCGCGAAGGUUUUUAUCGUAUAAAUAUAUCGCGUUAUGAUUAUUCGGUUUUUAUGUAUAUCGAUCCCAGCAUUCAACUUAUUACGCGAGGACACGCAUAUAUUAAUGAAAUCCGGCGAUCGAGAAAGGAUCGGACGAACAGAUAGAGUGAGAGACUAAGGAGAGUACAUUGUCAUUAUUAUUUUUUAUGAAUUAGGAUAUCAUAAUAAACGAACUCAAAUAACUUUA